AGAUUGAAUGAUGAACUAAAAGAUCCUGCAGUUGGGAAUUGGUUUAGAGAAAUUUUGACACAUUUGAUGACUGUUAGGAGAAAGAUGUAGACAUCUGUAGCAUAGAUGACAACUGGGAAUUUCAAUGCAAUAACUUGCUUGAGGUAAUGUGUUGAUGAAAUGAUACAGUUGAUAGGGCAAUAAAGGCUAAAGACAAAUUUGAAAAACUGGAAGGUAAGAAAGAUGGUGGGGACCAUUAUCAAAUGGCUAAGCAGCUAGGCAACUGAUAUCCUAGGCUAAGGGUGAGAUAGAAAGGAAAAGAUUUGUGCAUGUCAUGCAACAUAAAAAUCAGAAGCACGAAAUGCUCAGAACUGCGAGGUAGUGGGUGAAAAGGAACAGGGACGUCAUUGAUAAGAAACGUAUCUGGAAUGCCAACAAUAUGUAGAACGAAAAACUAGCAUGGAAGUGGUAAAGAGGGUAUACAUUAUGCUGACGCCACAGAGGGACUGGCAAUUCAAGUUGAAAGCAGCAAGGUAGAUAAAGUGAAAGACAACAAAAGAGACAGUUGCAGAAGUGUUCAAAAUAUGUGUACUACAAUGGCCUGCAAGACUCCCGAAACUUUGGAAGAAAUUCAUUAUCCAACUUGUGAAGAUUCCUUGAGUGAAAAAACUAGUGUCAGUUAUCAGUCAUAUAUUGCUCUUUUAGAUGAAAUGACAAAUCUGAGGAAAAUAAUAGACUCCUGUAAGAAUUUUUCUGAAAAACCUGUUAAGUUUGAUGCUUGUAUGCAGACAACAGAAGCAUUAGAAUAUGAAGAUAUGCUACGUUGUUUGGCUUCUGCUUAUGAUGCAAAACAAGAAGACUGCAAGAAACUAGAAAUGAAACUGAAAGAUUCUGAAGAAAUAAUCAAAGAACUCUAUGAGAAGCUGGAUAAAGUAAUGCAAGACUUGAAGUCUGAGAAAGAAGAAUGUAAUCAUUUGAAACAAUUAAACAUGGUGACUGGAACACUUAAUACUAUGAUGGCAUCCCCCAGCAGAAGCUGUUCUACUGCAAGUCAACUGCAUUCUAAGCCAUGCCGUCAACCUUCUGAGCUGCGAGUCGAUUGUGCACCGAUGAGCACUGUUAGAAACUAUGAAUGUUUAGUUUGUCAGCAAACCUUCAACAACGAGGCAGAUUUGAAAGAACAUCAGAAGAGAUAUCAUUUAAACAAAUGAGUGUAUGUAUAAAUAGUGUGGUUAGACAUUGCUUUUUUCUGUGUAACACAUCAAAGUGCACAAUAUGCUCUCACCAUAGCAUCAUUCUAUAUUGACUUUUGAUGCAAACAUUUUUACCAAAGCUGACUGAAGAUGACAAAAUCCAAAUUCCUGGAUUUUAGCAUGAAACCAUAGUAUGGAAGUAAUGAUACACACAUGCACACACACACACACACACAUACACACACACACACACACACAUACACACACACACACAAACAUGAAUACACACGCACGCGUGCACGCACACACAGAAGUAUACAUAUGAGAAGUCUUUUUCAGCUUCCAUAUACCAAGGUUCCAUUCACUCACAAGGCUUUGAUUGGCCCAGGGUUAUAGAAGUCAUGCACUCAAGGUGCUGUACAGUAGGAUUGAACCCAAAACUACAUGGUUUGAAAGGAAACUUUCUUUUCUUUAACCAUAAUGUGUCUGUUUGACUGCAUGGCUGUGUGGUUAAGAAGCUUGCUUCCAACCAUGUGGUCCCCUCUGCAUGACGCCUUGGAUGGGUGUCUUCUAUAGCUUGGGCUGACCAAAGCCUUGUGAGUGGAUUUGGUAGACGGAAACUGAAAGAAGUGUGUUGUAUAUGUUUAUAUAUAUUUAUAUAUGUACCCCUUGUUUUUACAUCAUGUGAUAAUGGUAAAUAAGCAUCACUGUCAUACAAUUGAUGCUGUUCAUUUUUCUGUUCUCUCUCAUGAAAUAUUACUUUGCUUGGAAGUAGGUGAGGGUUGGCAAUAGGAAGGAUAUUUGUCACAUUGAAAAUUUGCUUCAAUAAAUUUCAUCUGCUCUACCAUUCAAUCACGAAUAAGAGAACAUUAAAUGAACAAUAGGUUACACACACACACACACAUACAUACUUUACAUGCAUAUAUAUAUAUUUAUAUACAUAUAUACACACACAUAUAUACACAUAGAUAAGUACAUACAC
Molecule: messenger RNA, 2154 nt
Organism: Octopus sinensis (East Asian common octopus)
Lineage: Eukaryota; Metazoa; Mollusca; Cephalopoda; Octopoda; Octopodidae
Exons: 6
Coding region: 564-1190 (208 amino acids)
Source: RefSeq, a predicted model, not a curated record